AUGACAGAAAUAGCAAAUCUUCUACAGGUUCCAUUAAAACAAGGAACAAACAAAAAGGGUGCAUAUAAUAGAACUAUGAAAGUUCCUGAUGGAAUGAAAGAAUUAGUUCAUAUUGUUGCUGGUCUUCAAAAAGAUGUUAAACAAAUGAGAAACGUUUUAACAUUACCAGAAGCUCAAGCAUAUGCCAAACGUCAAGGUCCAAAUUGGGAAGCACACGAAGCAGACAUUACGGGUCCAAAUGGAAAACCUGAUGGUAUAAAUGAAGUUUUCGUUACUGAUGGUCAAGGUAAUAUUAAAGUCAUAAAUGGUUACAAAUUAACUAUAACUGAUUAUCCUAAACGUAAAGCAUAUAAGGAACGUUAUCCUAUGCAAUUUGAUGAAAAUGGAAAAGCUGUUAAACAAUACAUUGGAGAAGGUGAAAAUGGUCCAAUUAAUUCAUACCGUUAUAAUCCAUAUUCUUAUUUCAAUGAAGAAUUAAAUGCUAUUGAAGAGGGACCGGAUGGAUUACCACGAUAUUCUAACCAGUUUGAUG
This is a messenger RNA of Trichomonas vaginalis G3, 532 nucleotides long. RefSeq lists its product as uncharacterized. The record is from RefSeq and is a predicted model, not a curated record. NCBI's taxonomy places the organism in Eukaryota, Parabasalia, Trichomonadida, Trichomonadidae. The transcript has a single exon. The annotation marks the transcript as partial.